Didymosphaeria variabile is the source of this 1683-nucleotide messenger RNA. It is a transcript of the gene SKO1, whose product is annotated as Transcription factor. The transcript has 6 exons. The coding region runs from base 1 to 1683 and encodes 560 amino acids. Gene Ontology annotation, molecular function: DNA-binding transcription factor activity, RNA polymerase II-specific; RNA polymerase II cis-regulatory region sequence-specific DNA binding. The record is from RefSeq and is a predicted model, not a curated record. Gene Ontology annotation, biological process: regulation of transcription by RNA polymerase II. NCBI's taxonomy places the organism in Eukaryota, Fungi, Ascomycota, Dothideomycetes, Pleosporales, Didymosphaeriaceae.
AUGGCUGCCGCUACAUCCAACCCGCCGACGUCAAGCAUGUCAAGCCCCAAGGAUAACGCAAAGAAGUCGCUCCCUAGCAAAGUCGAAGUGUCACUGACCGCGCCCAUUGCAGAACCCGUCAAGGUCGAGACUGCCGACAAAGCACAACUUGCGACGACGCAAGAGACCAGCAACUCAGACGCAAAGCCGCCCACUUCCAAUGCGCCUUUGGGCCCGCCGCCGAAACCGAAUACCACUGGCGACACUCCAGACUACUUCAACACGGUGCACAAUACCUUCAGCGUUGAGCCCAAUCCUUUUGAAGCUUCUUUCGGUGGCCAGUCAGGACAGUCAGGACCUGCCGAAACUCCCGGAAAGACCGUCUUGCCCCCCGUUGCCAACAUCACGUCACCGUCACCACUUCCGGGGAUCACCCCUGGCUGGCAAUCGUUGCGCGCAGGACCGCUGAGUCCUGCUAUGCUCACAGGCCCUACGAACCAGACCGAUUAUUUCAGCGAAUCUUUUAGAGGCUUCCCAACGCCUAACGAGUCUUCCUUAAGGACCGGUUUAACGCCUGGUGGAGGCGGGUCUAUGUUCCCAGCGCCUAGUCCUAAUACCCAGGCCAUCUUCAACCUCCAGAGCGCAGGUGUUACACCAGGCACUGCCGAAUUCCAGCAGUCUGCUCUACGUGCCGCUGCUCAAGCCAAUCAAAACAAGCCCAUCACCUCGGGACCCACUUCGCAACCCGAUACCGUCACCGCUGGAAUGGAUCGAGCAAACAACUUUCCUCUGCAACAGCCUCAGCAGCGUCGUGCUCAGAACGACCCCUAUGCCAACCACGACGUUAGUAACGCCGCCAAUGACCUGCUUUCUUUUGCAACACAGAACGGUGGUGCUCGCAACGGCCAACAGCCCUAUUCCAUGCCGCCUCAGCAGCAGGCAAUGCACGCUGGACACAUGCCUGUCCAGCCUGUAAAUCACGAUAACAGCCGACGCAACACAAAGGGCUCAAUAAACAGCAUGACUGGUUCCGCAGACACCGGGGACUUCUCCGACAGUGGACACAGUGAGGAUGCGAAGACCAACACUCGCUCACGCGGUAAGAAGGGCGCUGCCAAUGGAAAGCAGACUGCCGGCACCAAACGAAAGGCAGAGGAACAAAAGGGUAACAGCAGGAAGAAGAGCGUCGCCGCGUCUCUCGGUGACGAAGACGAAGACAUGCACUCUGACGAUGACAUCAAGAACGAAGAAAUGGGCGGCAAGAAGAUGACCGACGAGGAGAAGCGCAAGAACUUCCUCGAACGGAAUAGGGUUGCUGCACUCAAAUGUCGUCAACGCAAGAAGCAGUGGCUUGCGAAUCUGCAGGCCAAGGUGGAACUGUUCAGCACGGAAAAUGAUGCUCUCUCAGCUACCGUCACACAACUGCGCGAGGAGAUCGUCAACCUCAAGACGCUCCUCCUUGCACACAAGGAUUGUCCCGUCUCUCAGGCCCAAGGCUUACAUGGCGCGGCUAUGAACAAUUUCCUCGGCAGCGACAUCAAUCAUCAAAACCCGUAUGGCAUUGCCCAGCUACAGCCUAACGGUGUGCAUAUGGGCAUGCCUAUGCAACCCAACGGUCAGAUGAUGAACCGGUUCGUAUUCCCAUCCCAACGUGGACCAGGUGCAGAGGACCAGGAGAAUGCGUCCUACCCACCCAAAUACUAG